AUGAUUCAGAAUAGGGUGUCUGAAGUGCUUGCAGUGGAUAUCCAUCCCGGGGCCAAGAUCGGAUAUGGCAUAUUGCUCGAUCAUGGCACCGGGGUAGUGAUAGGAGAGACGGUGGUGAUAGGAAACAAUGUGUCAAUUCUGCAUAAUGUGACUUUGGGAGGAACAAGCAAGGAGUGUGGGGAUAGGCACCCAAAGAUUGGAGAUGGGGUACUAAUAGGGGCAGGGACCAAUGUGUUAGGGAAUGUAAGGAUUGGUGAAGGUGCUAAGAUUGGGGCUGGUGCUGUUGUGUUAAAAGAUGUACUUCCAAGAACUACUGCAGUUGGAAACCCAGCAAGAUUGGUUGGGAGGAAUGACCUGUUUAGGCUUGACACGGUCCAAGUUUAA
Messenger RNA from Prunus armeniaca (apricot), 384 nucleotides. NCBI's taxonomy places the organism in Eukaryota, Viridiplantae, Streptophyta, Magnoliopsida, Rosales, Rosaceae. The record is from the annotation of a GenBank genome assembly.